Molecule: messenger RNA, 2653 nt
Organism: Choloepus didactylus (southern two-toed sloth)
Lineage: Eukaryota; Metazoa; Chordata; Mammalia; Pilosa; Megalonychidae
Gene: GTSE1
Product: G2 and S-phase expressed 1
Exons: 12
Coding region: 46-2307 (753 amino acids)
Cellular component (GO): microtubule cytoskeleton; cytoplasmic microtubule
Molecular function (GO): microtubule binding
Source: RefSeq, a predicted model, not a curated record
GCGACUCGCGUCGGCGGCGGCUCGGGGGACCCCCGGCAGCUCCCCAUGGAAGGAGGACGCGGCGGCGGCGCGCCUGGGGCCCGCCAGGCGGGAGAGGCGGGGCCGGAUGCGCCCGGGAAGGACGACAUUCUUCUUUUGGCUGAUGAAAAAUUUGACUUUGAUCUUUCGUUGUCUUCUUCAAGUGCAAAUGAAGAUGAUGAAGUCUUUUUUGGACCUGUUGGGCACAAAGAAAGAUGUAUUGCAGCCGGCUUAGAAUUCAGUAACCCUAUUCCUGAAGGGCCUCGGCUGCCGGCAUCGUGGAGCCCUCUCACUGGGGAAAAGUUCGUGGAAGUGUACAAGGAAGCACACUUACUGGCUCUGCAGAUCAAAAGCAACAGCAGAAAUGCGGUGGCCAAAGCUGUGAAGCCUGAAGACCCUUGGAGCCAGGGCGUGGAAAAUUUUGUGCAGGAAUCACAAUUAAAAAUAAACCUCUUUGAAAAAGAAAAUGAGCUGAAGAAAAGCCCCAAGUCCCUUAAAAGGGAGACGUACUACCUGUCUGACAGCCCCAUUGUGGGACCACCACUCGCAGGGGCCCGGCCCCCGUUGGGGGUGGCCCUGUUCCCCAACUCACCCCCCGCCUUGCAGAACACCCAUGCCCAGGCUGGCCUCCCCGAGGCACAGCAGCCGCUCCGCUCGGGCGGCCCUUUGGGGGCAGCGGACCCAAGUGCCACCCACCGGCCGGAGAAGAAAACCGUGAGCAGACUGCAGCCACCCCGAGCUUCGUCUGCUCGAGGGAAGAGCGUCUACCUGGCUCUGGAGAAGGCUAAGAAAGAGAUACCAGUUAGUUCUUCCAGGAUGAAAAUCUUGAACGAUAAGGAAGCCCAUGGCAAUGUGCUCCCUGACAAACCCAGAGCCCCUCUGGAUGCCGUGAGCUUGCCCACCGGUGAAAGCCACUUGCCUCAAGUCAGGAGCUCGCGCCCCAUCCCCAACAAGUUGGGACAAAAGAAGUCCCUGCUGAAGCCACCCGGUUGUGCCGGCAAUCUUGCAAGAAAGACUUCCUCGGGGUCUGCCUCAAGCACAGCCUGCAGCACGUGUGCUUCUCCAGCGUUGGGCGGAGCAGUGAGUGAACCUUUAAGUAUCCCCGCCCCCGGCUCCCGGCCUCCGUCGGACACCAGCAAGUCCAGCAGACUCAGACCCGCCGUCCAGCGGCAGCCUUUGCAGCCAGGCCCCCCGGAGGCGUCCUGCACGCAGCCCCAGGGGGCUGAGGUGGCCGCGGGGCCGGGCGAGCAGCCCACGGAGCCCGGCGUGGCUCUCACUCAGCCACAGACUCCAGAACACAGAGCCCGGAGACUGGACUCGAACUCCAGCGUGUCAGGAUCGUCUCAACUGAAUAAAAUGGGGAGUGUACGAAGGCGAGAUUCCUAUGUAAAUUCCAAGACGAAGGUUAUGCGUACCCCAACAAGUCAGUUUAAAAUUCCUAGGUUUUCUAUUGGUAACUCCCCUGACAACGCAACACCCAGGUUCUCCCGGGCUCAGAGGCCGUGGUCGUGCUGCUCGGCUGGAAGGAUGGUCCAUAGCACUCCUGCUAGACAUUCCUCAGGGCCAGCUCCCCAAAACCACCUCAGCAGUGCAAGGACCCCCGUGAGUACAAAGCCUGGGUCGGCCUUGCCCACACCUGCCAGUCGACGACUCUCUGGCCUCCCAGUGAUGACACCGAGAACCAUGCAAAGGGCUCUGGACUCUCCCCUGGGUGUGCCUGCUCGGCGUCUUUCUUCUGAGCCCCGGAGAAAAUCUGUAAUGAGAACUGAACCAACAAAGGAGGGCAACAAAAAAGUUGCUUCUAGGCCGUCGGACUUGCCACCUGCAGCAAGUUUUUCCCCUCCUUCGGUUGUGCCUCAGGCACUUAACUUUUCUCCCGAAGAAAGCGAUUCUAUAUUUAAGAAUAUCACCACAGAAGCAGCUCUGAAUGAAGCAAGGACAACUGAGGAGACAUCCCCUAAGGAGGCUCUUCUUAUAGAUAUCAAGCUGGAUCAACUCACUGUCACUCCAGAAGUGGGAGGCGGUCCCCUCGUUGACAUCCCACUCAUCGACUUCUGCACAACUCCAGAAACAAAUGGAGAAGUGCUUCCACCGAAACCCUCUGUGGCCUGGGAAUCUGAAAGCAAGCCUCUGAUCGACCUCAUGAUAAACACCCCAGACAUGAAUAAGAACAUUGCGUCAAAAGCUUCCCAAGUAGUGGGGCAGCUAAUAGACCUGGGUUCUCCUCUGAUCCAGCUGAGUCCUGAGGCUGACAAAGAAAACGUGGACUCACCACUCCUCAAGUUCUGAGUUGAGCAAAAACCUCUGUAUUUUACUCUUUCUUUAAAAGAACAGUCGGUCCGAAAGUGGUUCUCAACCCUUAGAAAUGCAUUUUAGAAGACAACUGUAUUAAAAACAGACUAGUCAGCUCGCUGGGCUUGGAGGGUGUGGGCUGAGGGAUUUGGUGUUGGCUCGUUUGCCUGAGGUCACACUACUCAGCAGCCACCUCCUCCCUGCUAUUUACAUGAAAUAUAAAUUAAGAAUUUUGUCUUCAUUCUUUGAUAUGUAAAAUGGCAAGUGGCUAUUUUUUAAGUUAAGUUUGUGUGAAAAAUUAAAUAUUCUAGAUUUAAAUUUUGAAAUAAAUUUAAAUGUAUUA